Molecule: messenger RNA, 1803 nt
Organism: Yarrowia lipolytica CLIB122
Lineage: Eukaryota; Fungi; Ascomycota; Dipodascomycetes; Dipodascales
Biological process (GO): xenobiotic detoxification by transmembrane export across the plasma membrane
Cellular component (GO): membrane
Molecular function (GO): antiporter activity; xenobiotic transmembrane transporter activity
Source: RefSeq, a predicted model, not a curated record
AUGGAGAAUCACAAAAACGACCCGGAGUGUAACGCCGCCAAGGCUGCGGCAGCAAACAUCUUCCCGGCCUCGCCCAUGGCCAACUCCAUGAUGUUCGGCUCGUCCUACUCUCAGUCAUACAAUAAGUCUUUCAUGAAACGACACUCGGGCGAGUACAACCGCCACUCGGGCGAGUACCGCCACUCGGGCGAAUCCAACCGGUUUUCGGGGGACUUCCAAAGAGUCAACGAAGAUCUGGAAUCUGCAUCUGAGACCACCCACCUCAACCCCAGACCUGCCCGACCAUCCAUGGCCGUGUCCAGCUCCUCUGAGCCAUCUACCAACCAUGCAUCCAACAACACCAUUAGAGAGCCCAGUGAUACCCCUGUCUACGGCACCACUGCUGCUUCCAUCUCCACAACCUCUCUCGACCCCGAAGAUAAUGUGUGGGAGGAUGUCCCCAGCCAAAAGAGAUCGCAGGACGUGCGGGAACUCAAAAUUCUCUGGCAGUAUUCUCUCCCCCUCGCAGUCACCUUCCUCCUGCAGUACUCCCUUACCGUUGCAUCGAUCUUCUCCGUGGGACACCUGGGUAAGGAAGAGCUGGGUGCUGUGUCCCUUGCAUGCAUGACUUCUAACAUUACAGGUUUUGCCCUCUUUCAGGGCCUAUCGACUUGCCUCGACACUCUGUGUUGCCAAGCCUACGGAGCUGGCAACAUGCGAAAGGUCGGCAUCUACUUCCAGCAGUGCGUCUGCAUGAGCAUUCUUGUUUUCCUACCCAUUGCCGCCAUUUGGAUGUGCUCCGAGCCUCUCCUGGCCCUCAUCAUUCCAGAGGGCCAAUUAGCAGCCCUGGCGGCACUCUAUCUCCAGAUUGUGGCCCUCGGUGUGCCUGGCUACAUCGUGUUUGAGUGUGGAAAGAAGUACCUGCAAGCCCAGGGUAUCUUCAUGGCUGGAACCUAUGUCCUGGCAAUCUGCGCUCCCCUCAAUGCCUUCCUGAACUGGCUGCUGGUCUGGGAUAAGCAUGUCGGUAUUGGCUACGCUGGAGCUCCUGUCGCUGUUGUCAUCACCGAGUGGGCCAUGGCCAUACUCAUCAUCGCCUACAUUGCCUUUGUGGACGGCCGACAGUGCUGGUUCGGCAUUUCUCCCCGAGCCGCCUUCUCCAAUUGGGGCCCCAUGCUGCGACUGGCCAUCCCCGGUGUCAUCAUGGUUGAGGCCGAGUUUUUGGCUUUCGAAAUCCUCACUCUCGCAUCCUCCUACUUUGGAUCUGCAGCCCUGGCAGCACAGUCCGUUCUGUCGACAGUCAUGGCCCUGGCCUACCAGAUUCCCUUCUCGGUUGCCAUUGCUGCUUCCACCCGAGUGGCCCAUUUCAUUGGUGCUGCACAGCCCCAGUCGGCCAAGCGAGCUGCUCGAAUUGCCCUCUACUCCACUGUUCUCAUCUCCACUUUCAACUGCACUACCCUUUUCCUCUUCCGACGGCCCAUUGCUGGUCUCUUUUCGUCUGACGUGGACGUGGUAAAUCUGGUGGCCUUUGUGCUGCCUCUGUGUGCCAUCGGCCAGUUUUUUGACUGUAUUUCUUCAGUCGUGGCUGGUGUCCUGAGAGGACAGGGCCGACAGAAGAUUGGAGGUUAUGUGAAUCUCUUUUACUACUACGCCGUAGCCACUCCUCUGUCUCUCUUCUUUGGCUUUAUCUGCAAGUGGGAGCUGAUGGGUCUUUGGGCUGGUAUCAUUGUGGGUAUUGUGGGAAUUGCUGCCACCGAGGCCUACUUCGUGCUCACCUCUGACUGGAAUGCCAUCAUCGAGAAGAACGCCGCCAUGCAUCGAGACUAA